Messenger RNA from Macrobrachium nipponense, 2008 nucleotides. RefSeq names its product FK506-binding protein 15-like. Gene Ontology annotation, molecular function: peptidyl-prolyl cis-trans isomerase activity; nucleic acid binding; zinc ion binding. Lineage: Eukaryota; Metazoa; Arthropoda; Malacostraca; Decapoda; Palaemonidae. The record is from RefSeq and is a predicted model, not a curated record.
UUCUUAAAGAUAUAGUUUUUUAACAUGCAUAUUUUAUUUCAGCUCAAAAUUGUCUGCAUUAUUUGGUGGUACAACAAGAACAAGCAAGUCCUCCAGUUUGAAGUAUGUACCACCAAAGCAACCAAGGUCUGACUCUAUAGGUGAAAAGGGUAACUCUUCAGUAGCAGGAGAACAAACUCAACGACAACCACAGGCCCCAGUGGUGCUCUUGGCUACAGCUGUUCAUGCCUAUUUAUAUGUAAACGACGUAGCCCAGACACAAGGUCGUGCCAUGUGUUGUCUUUUGGGAAGUAUUGCAGAAAAGAGUUUCCAGCUGCUUGUGUAUAGGUCAAAGCAAGACCAUCUUACUCGAGCAAGGAUACACCAUCAUUUUAACUUUAAGGUCCAACCAAAUAAUUAUGCUAGCUUCAGUGAUGACCAGCAGCAGACUUGGUCCCUUAUGAUAGACACAGGGCAGUAUGCUGACUUUGUUACACAGGUUGGUGUGUGCCGAGCCCUGUCUGGGCUGACUGGAAAUAGUGGCCAGUACAUAACACAAGACAUUGUUUCUGGUGAAGGUCCAGCAUUGAAGGAAGGUGAUCAUGUGCAAAUAUCUUACUCUUUGUGGACUAUAGCUAAUGGAAAAAAGGGUGAACAGGCUGAGGAAUCCAAGUCUGGUCAUCGAAUUAAGCUGAAAGAAGGCUUAAGUAAUUGGGAACUGCAAUUGCUCGGGGCACAGAAGAACAGUCGACGUCUUGUCUUUAUGCCAAGUUUGAAAGAUAAUACAACAAUAAUUUUUUACGAUGUCAUAGUUGAACGUGUCAAGCAGAAGGGUGGUGGUGACCAAUCAGGUAGAAGUACUCCACAAGUAGAUCUCCAACAUCAUCAUCAAGAUAUUUCAAGUUCAAAUAGAAGCUUGAACAUUCUACCAGAAGAUACUGAAAACAGAAUUGAUAAUGAAAAUGCUCCACAUUCUAAAGCAGCCAUAGUAUCACGGAUGGCACGUAUGGGACAUGCUCUGCUCCCAUCAGGGUUGGUAAAUUCCAGGCAUCCUCCAACUGAUUCUGAAAGUGAAGUGGAAGAAGUAACCAGGAGACGAAAGCAGAAGUACAGCAGCGGAUCCAUUUCUGGGUCUGUGGAAGAGCUUGAAGCAACUCCUGCCAUCCGAUCUAGAGCUCCUUCUGUUCCUAGUGAUAGCUUGAAAACCAGACCCAGCACGCGACCACCUCACAUGUCACACCAGCCACAGCAAUUAGUUGUUUAUCAGUCUCCAUGGCAACAGCCAGCUCUGUUGCCUCCAGGAUAUACUGCCGUCCAACCUGGUACCCAGUCAAUUGUGAACUCAACUCAGCCCCCAUCUGCACCAGAUCCAACCAUGUCGCUCUUGUUUUCAGAAAUGAGAGCACAAAAUACAGAGCUCAAAAUAUCUGUUUCAAAAAUGUCUGACAAGAUAGAUGGCUUAACUAGUAAGAUGGAGAAAAUGGAACUGCAGCAGAGGCAACAGGAAGGUGCAAAUGCUCACUCAGCCUUAGUACCUGCUGGUGUAAGAAACUUCCAGUUUAAUCUCCCUCCCCACAGCAGUGCUGUUGAUGCACAGACAAUCCUAGCACAAAUAACCACAUUAGUCAGUGAUAAUGAGAGUAUGAAGGUGACACUAGAGGAGAAAGAAAAGAAAAUAAAUUCUUUGAAUGAAUCAGUGACUCAGUUACUUCAAAAGAAUCAAAAGCUUUUGGAGGACAAGACAGAUCUUUUGAUAGCUAAACAAGGUGCUGAGCAAACUGUCAGCCUUUCAGAAGUACUUCAGUUACGCGAAGAAAAAGCUGCUAUCAGUGGACAACUAGAAGUUAGUCAAGGCCAGCUAACGGUUGCAAAGAAAUAUGUAAGGCCACAUGCCCCAAAACCUUUAAAGUGUCAAAAUUGUAGUAAAUAUGGUCAUGUAAAGAAAUAUUGUCAAAAUGAACCUGUGUGCUCAUAUUGUGGAUCUGAAGAACAUGCCACACAAUGGAAAGCAGUGAAACAAAGUGUAUAA